Molecule: messenger RNA, 3468 nt
Organism: Endocarpon pusillum Z07020
Lineage: Eukaryota; Fungi; Ascomycota; Eurotiomycetes; Verrucariales; Verrucariaceae
Exons: 1
Coding region: 1-3468 (1155 amino acids)
Source: RefSeq, a predicted model, not a curated record
AUGGCCUCUCUUGCAAAAGUUCAGGCUUCGCUUGUUUCGCCAGAACUGAACUUAUCCCUUGCCACUUGCAACUUCGACUUCUCCCUGUUUAGAGUUGCGGCUCCGGUGGAGUAUAACGAGCUAGGGGUAGCGCUGUCCAACAAGAGAAGGAAAGUUGCAGAAGAAGGCUCAAGCCAUAAAACAGCCCGGAAGCUUGGCUCCCUGUUUGCAUCCACGCUUCCUAAGACGCCACGCUUGAUAAAGGUCUAUGGCCUCCGUACAUCAGAGAUUUCCAACUCCUCAAACGUCAAUCCAAAGAGAGAUAAAACCUAUGGUGCUUUCGAGGAAUACAUUGGUAUUGAUGGCACAACUAUUUGGGCCGCAGCUACAUCGGGUCCAGAGGCAAUUGCAGUCCACCUCUUAGCUUGCAUUCUUGCUCGGCAAUUUCCCGCUGCCGAAGCAACUGCCAUAUGGGAUGAACUAGUGGCCGAACGAAAGAAGCAUUUGGAAGAGUCCGCCCAGGCUGGAUCUUUUCAAGAUGCCAUGGCUGCAUCACUCUCUGUAUCCAAAGAGGACCUGUUUGAAUGGGAUUCCGGGGCUCGAGCUUGGCUUCGUGCAGCUGAUGAAGCCGAGCCCACGAAGAAGCGACAGAAACAGCUUAUGCUCAUUCUUGACAACAUAAGUGUGCCUGUCAAUAAUGAACACCGGGUCUAUGAUAGCGUUGUUCGAGCUUGGACAAGCGCAAUGAGAGCAAUGGAUGAGAUGAUCGCAGGCAGUCCGUAUAGCAUUCAAGAUGGUGCCAUCGUACUGGCUCUUUCGGCGUGGCAUAUCUACCCAGACAUGAUCGUUUUUGGCGAAAAUUACUCGAAGAAAGUUGAUCAAAAGGAUGAAUUAGUGCAUCCUGGGGGCGUCUUAACCCUUGGCUUGGAUAGUAAGCAAGAAGAGGACAGAGGUGUCUAUUGGUCUUUAGCUCUCGCCCAUUUACGGUACUACGGUGACCCUGUCAUGUCCAAACAUUGUUUGACGUCAGAUUCAGCAAGAUUGUCCAUGGAUCAGCUCCUGCAAGUUGCACUGGGCAGUGUAUUUCGCUAUUGGGGCGUGAAAAUGCCCAAUGUGUACAAAGCUGCCAAGCUUAUCACUUUGAUGCAUUUGUGCUAUCAAAAUGGCCUUCCACGCACCUCCAGAGAUCGUGAUGAUAACGAGGACGUCCCCUUCCAUCACACCCAGUGGAUGACUCUACUAGGGAAAGCUGCUUCUGACUUUCUUUCGGCUGCUGAUGAUAAGGAGCUGUAUCGGAGGCUCGUAGGUCUAGGUCUUCGGCGUGGUCCUCUUCUCACGUCAAAGAAAGGAACUUGCACCGGUGUCUGGAGACUUGACACAGCGAAUCUAGUCUCUUUGAUGAGAAAGGAGGGCGACAUGGUCGAAUUUCUCCGCGAGCUUGCUCUGCAGUGCAACAUUGAUCCGCAUUCUCUUGUUAUCAGGGUGCGAAACUGUGGUUCGGUCGCUCCCAUAGCCGACCUCGAAAUAUCCCCAAUGGAUUAUUCGGAACACGAAGUUCGUGAAAACUCGGUCCAGUAUAGUUUCAUGACGGCUGUUCCUCUUAAUGCCUCUGCACUCUCUGGUCAGAAAGCGACCAUGCCAAACUGUCGCUUAGGGCGCUGGGAGUUGAUUAGAGCUGAUCAAUGCACAACCGAAAGGCUCGAUCCUUCAACUCCAGAGGCACUUACGGAAAUGGUAGACCUCCAUCUUGAAAUUGAUGCAGAAAAUAUCACAACGGCUGACGAUGAUCUCUCCUUUAAUUGGGCCGAGCCUCCAAGCUACUACAAGUCCUCGUGCGCAAACUUGCGACAGACAGCGAUAAGUGUAGCGACGUCAGUAGCUACUGAAACAUGUGGUUAUGAUGUAGAGAUGCAAGAUAUCCAAAGGUUUGGCGAGGAUGAGCCUUCGACCAGCUCACAAGAAUACCGGAGGAAAAAAGGACGGGGUAUUGAUUACUCGUCAGAGUGCUGCUCUGACAGUCGACUCAAUUUUAAGUUUCUCGCAGGAGAUCCUCGCACGGCUGCAUUGUACGUGCGUGAAGGCGCUUCGAAGGUCAUGUCCUUCAAGCACACCGUCAAACUCGAUCAUAUUAUCAAGUGUUUUGAGGAUGGAAAGAUCGAUCCCUGUUUGCUGCGUAGGCAUCUCCUGUCAAUCGCUGAGACUAAACUACCUCUUAGCACUUCGCGCCACAUACUGGGAGACACUUCGCAAACAGCGACUGAACUAGCAGCGCAACGUGAGAUUGUUCGUUCUCUACAUGUCCUGAGUAUGGCAGCCGAUGUUUACCACGAUCUUCCUGGCGCAACUAUCUCCUCCACCAUUGCCACUUCUGGUAGUAUUACCCUUGCAAACGCAAAGUGGGCUCAAGAUAACAGCAAACCUCGUGGCUUGAAGAGCAUUGUGUGGCAAGAAUUGGAUCGAGAGCUUUGCCGUUUCCGGUUGUCUGAGUACGUCGGUCGGAACUCGAAUCCUGUAUUUGCAUGCAUAACAAUGUUUGAAUCAGGAGUCUUCGACUUCGAUCCGGAUGAUUUCAAAGAGGUGAUGGCUAUCUCCUCUGGUGACUCUAUCUAUGUCUCAGGGCAACUUUUGCGUGCCCCUACCUAUAGAUCACUGUCAGAAUUCAGCGUGCGGAGGGUCGUUGGAAACGUUGGGCGUAUCGGGCUCUCUUUGCUCAUGCCACCACCAGACCCGAGAAUCCUUAGCGUUGAUCCAGAGAGCUGGAAGACGGUCACACAUAUGGAGUUUGAUGGGAUAGCUAAAGAUAGUUUUCAAGAGACAUCCCUUCAUCUAGGAUUCUCUGGAUACAGUCUACCGAAAACAACCGGGGGACACCGUGGCGCCUAUAUUGCGGCUUCGUAUGUGGAGACUCUCAUCUCUGUCCAUGAUCGAGGCCGUUGGAUAGCUGAUUUGAGCUUCAUGGAGGAUCCAUAUGCUUACUUAUACGUUCGUGCAUGUAGCGAUCCAGAUCACGUCUGUCGUGCAGAGAGGCUUUGGGAUUUAAUUCCUGAUCUUGUGUCUAUUGAUAAUUGGGAUGAACUCCUGGACCCUCCAAACGGUCCCGCGGUGGUCCGCGCAGCUAACAAUUGGCAGGCAUGCCUUGCAGCAACGUUGAUCAGCAAGCGUCUUGGGAAGAGGGCAAUCAUUUGUGAGCUCUGGUGUCAAGAAUGCAUAUCCACACAACUGACGGAUUUGGCUCGGCGGCGAAUGCUAAAGGGCCUGUACCCGAAAGGAGACAUGCGAAUUGAUGGAGUUUCAAGUGACGAAGAAAAGGAAGAAGAAGAAGAUGAUGAUGAUGAUGAUGAAGAUGAUGAUGAUGAAGAAGAUGAUGAUGAAGAUGAAGAUGAUGAUGAUGAAGAUGAUGAUGAUGAUGGUCUCAAUUCAAGCAGUCAAGAUGGGGUGCCUUGGGUGCAUGAUCUUCUCUUCAUUAUGUUGACUGGUCCGCCCCUUUAA